GUCGCAACCCCUUGCGAAGCGUCACCCCCCACGAAGGAAGGUCUAGGCUACUCCUCGGAGCAGCAAGAAUGUUCGGGACCCCGUCGGCGUCCUCCGCUCCGGGCUUCGGCGCCCUGUCUUCCACGCCGGCCUUCGGCACCCCUUCUCCCACGCCGGCUUUCGGCACCCCUUCUUCAUCCCCUGCUUUCGGCACCCCUUCCGCCACCCCGGCCUUCGGCACCCCUUCGUCCACUCCGCCCUUCGGCACCCCUUCCUUGACGCCGCAAUUCGGAGCGCCUUCGUUGACUCCAUCGUUUGCCAUGCCAUCCCCUUCGCCUUUCUUCUCACAGCAGCCGCAGCAGCAGCAGCAGUUGCAACCGUUUGGGUUCCAGCCGACCCCAUCGCCUUUCGGAAAUGCUCAGAUCACCACCCAGAUGGCCCCCGUCGCUGCCCUCCAGCUUCCCCUCGCCGAUCGUGACAUUCAUGCCAUUCUUGAUGCUUACAAAGAGGAGCCUGGGAACCCUAAGUACUCCUUCAGGCAUUUGCUGUUAAGCGUGACAGAUCCUGCAUUACGUGUGAAGCCUGUCGGCGCAUCUGAUAUCAUGUGGGCAGAGGCAAUGGCAAAGCUGGAGGGAAUGGAUAGUUCAGACAGAGAUCGAUUAUGGCCUCAGCUUGUGCAGGGCUUCAAAGAUCUCUCCAAUCGACUCAAGCUUCAAGAUGAAGUUCUUGUUUCAGAUGCUGAGCGGCUGAGGAUGACCCAAGCUAAUGUCAAGCUGCUUCAAAGACAUUUUCAAGUAGACACUCUCCAGUGGACCCAAAGAUUGAAACAGAAAGAACAAGUGCUUCUAAGGCGUCUACUGAGGAUAAUGAGGAUAGUGGAAGCUCUGGAGAGCAAGGGUUACAGGAUGCCUCUGAUGAAAGGUGAAGCUGAACUGACUGAAAAGUUGGCUGCAAUAGCAAAACAGCUGAAGGGACCUGGAGCAGAGUUAUCAAGGAGGGUGCACAAUCUGGUUUCAAUAUCUCGUGCACGUGCUAACACUGGUGAGCUCAAUGGUUCAAUCUACAUUCCGGGGUCAGCAAAGAUAAGAGAGCAAAGCCUUGCUGACUUGCAGGAGGUCCUGCAACAGGAAACCGAAGCAAUUGCCAGAUUGGGGAAUGUCUUGAAGCGGGAUAUGAGGGACUUGGAGAUUAUCAUGUCUGAGGGCACAGACACCUUAGAAGACGACAGAGGACGGAGUCUGAUGAGCUGAUAUCUUCUAACCUUUGCACGCAAGGAAAUGGGAUAUGAAAGGAAGUCAGACUGUAUAGGAAUGAAAAAGGAUGAAAACUAGUGCUGAUUCAGCAUGUAGUAGUUGUUGUCUUUGGCAUCAAAAUUCUCACUGGGACUGCCAAAAUGUGGCAAUUUUUAGGUAGUGGCAACUCUUGGGUGAAGUAUGCUUAUGUUGAGAUCUAUUAUUUGACAGGAUUCAGACACGAAUCUUCUGCCUCAGGCUUUUAUCAACAGAGGAAAAUUUACUCUUCAUUCAGAAGUGGUGCAUAUGCAAAUGCCAAUUGGCCUCCUGAGCUCAUCAGACAGUUGGCCUGUUAAAUUUUCUUGGAAAAUAUAGACUAUUACUUGCUUCCAUGCUAAUAUAUAGAUUGCAAGCUUCA
Musa acuminata AAA Group (dessert banana) is the source of this 1629-nucleotide messenger RNA. RefSeq names its product nuclear pore complex protein NUP54. Gene Ontology annotation, biological process: nuclear pore organization; NLS-bearing protein import into nucleus; protein localization to nuclear inner membrane. Bases 69 to 1229 code for a protein of 386 amino acids. Gene Ontology annotation, molecular function: structural constituent of nuclear pore. Gene Ontology annotation, cellular component: nuclear pore central transport channel; nuclear pore. The record is from RefSeq and is a predicted model, not a curated record. NCBI's taxonomy places the organism in Eukaryota, Viridiplantae, Streptophyta, Magnoliopsida, Zingiberales, Musaceae. The transcript is spliced from 9 exons.